GAACCCAAAGAAUGGACUACAGCACUUUGAAUAAAGGUUAGCCAGGUCUCACAGAAUAGCUUGUCUAUCUUCAACCUCAUUCUCCGAUUUCAUCCAUGCACACCAUGGCCCAGGGCGAGAUAGUUCCCGGUAGCGUAUACCUAUACGACCCAGUCAAUUGGGCCCCACCAAUGUUCACAGCGUGGUUCGGCGUUGUGACAAUCGCCCAUGUCUGGCAGUGUAUCCGGUACAAGGCCUGGAAAGUGACUGGUCUGCAUCCCGUAUGCAGUCUGCUUUUCACCGUAGGCUUCGCCCUCCGCUCGUACGGCGCGAUACACUACAAGGACAUUAAUGUCUAUAUUGCGAGUACCAUAUUUAUAUAUGACUAAACAUACCAGUCCCAUCUUGGAAUUGGCAAAUUACCAUGUCCUUGGCCGCAUACUUUACUACGUCCCGUACUACGCGCCGCUGCACCCAGGCCGCACACUGACCACCUUUGGCUUUGUCUCCGGCAUCGUCGAAAUCCUAAACGGCGUGGGAGUAUCCUGGCUGGCGAACCCGGCUGUAAACAAGGAUUUCGUCAAACUGGGCGAGGCAUUCUUAAAAGUAUCGCUUAUCCUGCAGAUCGUCGUAAUCGCAGCCUUUUGCUUCAUCGCCGCUCUCUUCCACAGACGCUGCAUUGCCGGCGGGAUUACGACGCGAAAAGUGCAAGCACCGCUGCUGACGCUGUACAUCAGCAUGUUCCUCAUCCUCUUCCGCACCGUGUACCGCAUCGUCGAGCACUUUGCCGCAACGCGCAUCUACACGGCCUCGGACUCGGCGCUGGAUCUCGCAACGCUGUCGUCCAUCGUACGCUACGAAUGCUUCUUCUGGGCUUUCGCAGCAAGUCCCACGCUGAUCAAUAGCGUCCUGUGGAAUUACAGACAUCCCCGUCGCUACUUGCCGCGUGACUACCGUGUCUAUCUCGCGCAGGACGGGAAGACGGAGCUACGGGGGCCUGGAUGGCAUGAUCAUGUGUCCUGGUGGGUGACGUUUGUGGAUCCUUGUGAAAUGCUGGCGGCGCUGAAGGGGAGAAAGCCAGAGGAAAGCCCGUUUUGGGAGAAGAAUGGGUAUGCGGCUGUUGGGAUUGAUGAGGGGAGUGAGACGUGUGUGUGAGGCGUGUUUUUUGUGUUUGAGGGAAAUGUUGGAGUAGAUUUUGGGACUAGCUGCAGAGGUUAGAGAUUCUUUUGUCGACCAGUCAAGUCGAGAAUUAGGCGGCAUGGAAUACUUGAACUCAGCGAUGUUC
Exserohilum turcica Et28A is the source of this 1264-nucleotide messenger RNA. RefSeq lists its product as uncharacterized. The coding region runs from base 361 to 1134 and encodes 257 amino acids. Gene Ontology annotation, cellular component: membrane. The transcript is spliced from 2 exons. NCBI's taxonomy places the organism in Eukaryota, Fungi, Ascomycota, Dothideomycetes, Pleosporales, Pleosporaceae. The record is from RefSeq and is a predicted model, not a curated record.